AUGUCGUGGCAGGGGUUCAAAAAGAAUGUCAGUCGGGCAACGACCCAGGUCAUGAUGAAAACAGGUCAUGUCGAGAAAACGAACGAUAGGGAUUACGAGGUUGAAGAAAGACGUUACCGAACAAUGGAAGCCGCAUCGACAAGAUUACAAAAGGAAGCAAAGGGAUACUUGGAUUCUCUCAGAGCAAUGACGGCGUCUCAAAUGCGAAUCGCAGAAACAAUUGAUGCGUUUUAUGGGGAUGCCGGCGCAAAGGAUGGUGUUAGCAGGAGUUACAAACAAGCCGUGGAGGACCUUGACGCCGAAACGAUUAAAGCGCUGGAUGGGCCAUAUCGAACGACCGUAUUGGAGCCUAUAUCGCGAUUUUGCGCAUACUUCCCGGACAUCAACGAGUGCAUCAAGAAACGAAACCACAAACUCCUCGAUUACGAUGCGAUGCGCGCGAAAGUCAAGAAACUUGUCGAGAAGCCAGAUAAAGAUGUCACAAAGCUCCCACGAGCGGAGAAGGAAACCGAGAUGGCAAAGGCAGCAUAUGAGCAACUCAACGAGCAACUCUUCACCGAACUUCCACAACUGAUCGAUCUUCGCGUACCGUAUCUGGACCCCAGUUUCGAAGCGCUUGUCAAAAUCCAACUUCGGUUCUGUGCGGAAGCAUAUUCACGAAUGGCGCAGGUACAGCAAUAUCUAGACGCAGAUACCAGAGACCAAUAUGCGCAAGGACAUCUUGAUAGCAGGGUGGAAGAAGUGUUACAGGAAAUUCGGGAUUUGAGUAUCAGCGGAACAGUAUAG
This is a messenger RNA of Glarea lozoyensis ATCC 20868, 786 nucleotides long. Its product is annotated as BAR/IMD. Gene Ontology annotation, cellular component: actin cortical patch; Rvs161p-Rvs167p complex; mating projection tip. Gene Ontology annotation, biological process: endocytosis; plasma membrane tubulation; actin cortical patch localization. The record is from RefSeq and is a predicted model, not a curated record. The transcript is spliced from 5 exons. Gene Ontology annotation, molecular function: lipid binding; protein binding. Bases 1 to 786 code for a protein of 261 amino acids. NCBI's taxonomy places the organism in Eukaryota, Fungi, Ascomycota, Leotiomycetes, Helotiales, Helotiaceae.